UCCUUUCCUGGUCUCCCUCUCGACCCACCCUCUCCCUCUCUCUCAAGCCAACUCCAUCGAUCGAUCAGCAACAUUUUGUAGCAACACGCUGAACGAGCUAAACCUGGCGCCUAGCUAGUGAUCAAGCUUGCGCGCGACCGAUGGUGCUUCCAACCAUCCUCCCCAAGAUAGCGGCGCACUGGCUCUUCACCUUCUACCGCGCGGCACGUAAGCUCCGCGGCCAUGCUUUCCAGUACUGCCGCAGCUCCGCCGCCGCCAAGCCACCGCCCUCCGUCUCGCAGGCCGCGGCGUCCAAGUGCGCCGUCAUCGUCCCGGACGCCGCAGACAAGGCCGUGGUAUUCGGCUUCGACGGCGUGCUCAUGAGGCCGGACACGCUCUUCCCUUACUUCAUGCUCGUCGCCUGCGAGGGUGGCAGCCUGCUGCGCGGGCUGCUCCUGCUCUGCGCCUUCCCACUCGUCUGGGCCCUGGGCGAGCGCUCCGACGCCGGCAUCAGGGUCAUGGCGCUCCUUACCUUCUUCGGGCUGAGGCCCCGUGACAUGGACCUCGUGGCCCGCGCCGUCCUGCCCAAGUUCUACAUGGAGGGGCUCAACGCGCAGGUGUACAGCCGCCUCUGGCUGCCGGCGAGGAAGAAGGUGGUGGUGACGAGCGCGCCGAGGGUGAUGGUGGAGUGGUUCUUGAAGGAGUACAUGGCCGCCGACGUGGUGGUCGGCUGCGAGCUGCAGGUUGUUAGGGUUGGCCGCGGCUGCUACUUCACCGGACUGUUGUGUGGGACAGGAGGAUCAGCGCCGGGGCUGAAGGACGAGGCCCUGACAGAGGCGUUCGGAACGGACAACGCCAUGGCUGACGUGGCCGUCGCCGGGAGCUCCAGCCAACUCGACCACCACUGCUUCUCGUACUGCAAGGAAGUUUACGUGGUGAACAGAGACAGCAGCCACAGCAAGAACGCCCGGCUGCCGCGAGACAGGUACCCGAAGCCGCUCAUCUUCCACGACGGCCGCCUCGCAUUCCUCCCGACCCCCUCCGCCGGGCUCGCUUUCUUCCUCUUCCUCCCGCUCGGCGUCACCCUCUCCGUCAUCCGCAUCUCCAUCGGCAUCGUGGUUCCCUACAAGAUCAGCUUCAGUGCCGGCGCCCUCUUCGGCGUCCGUUUCCGCACGUCCGGCCUCCGCGCCCCGGAACCCGGCGUCAAGCGCAGGGGCGUCCUGUACGUGUGCACGCACCGGACGCUGGUCGACCCCAUCAUGCUCACCGCCGCGCUGCAGAAGCCCGUGCCCGCCGUGACGUACAGCCUCAGCCGGCUGUCCGAGAUCAUCGCGCCCAUCAGCACGGUGCGGCUGACGCGCGACCGGGCGCGCGACGCCGAGACGAUGUCGCGGCUGCUGGAGCACGGCGACCUGGCGGUCUGCCCCGAGGGCACCACCUGCCGCGAGCCGUACCUGCUGCGGUUCAGCCCGCUGUUCGCGGAGCUGGCCGACGACAUGGAGCCCGUGGCGCUGGACGCGCAGGUGACGGCGCUGUACGGCACGACGGCGAGCGGCCACAAGUGGCUGGACCCCGUGGUGUUCUUCGCCAACCCGCAGCCCGCGUACCGGGUGGAGUUCCUGGGCGCCGUGCCGCGCGAGUGGACCCGCGCCGGGGGCAGGCCCGGCGCCGAGGUGGCCAACUGGGUGCAGCGGCGGCUCGGCGAGGCGCUCGGGUACGAGUGCACCGGGCUGACCCGCCGCGACAAGUACAUGAUGCUCGCCGGCAACGACGGUGUGGUCGCCAAGUAGGGUGGGCGCGCGCUGCACCCGCUCCUGUCGUUUACGCAUACUUGCAUGCCCUGUAACCAAAUUGCCAAAAUUAGUUACUGUAAUAUGCGUCGAAGUAAACGAGUGUCUUUCGUUUUUCCCUUUGCCCAUGUGUAAAGAAAA
Molecule: messenger RNA, 1910 nt
Organism: Oryza brachyantha (malo sina)
Lineage: Eukaryota; Viridiplantae; Streptophyta; Magnoliopsida; Poales; Poaceae
Product: glycerol-3-phosphate acyltransferase 1-like
Exons: 2
Coding region: 141-1769 (542 amino acids)
Biological process (GO): cutin biosynthetic process
Cellular component (GO): membrane
Molecular function (GO): phosphatase activity; glycerol-3-phosphate 2-O-acyltransferase activity
Source: RefSeq, a predicted model, not a curated record